AAAAAAGAGAGAACCAUUUCAGGAAAGGCACAUUGAUGUAAGGAAAAAGACAACACAGGAAGAAGUAAUAACAGUCCAAGAAGUGCUAUGGCUGUAAGCACAUUGAUUCAAGCCCCCUUGAUGGGAAAGGACUUCCUUCAGUCCUCACACAUUCCAUUUUGGGGCGGCGACAGUUGCGAUGGCCUUGACAAGGCAUUUAAAACCACCUUCCAGAUGGACUUCAACUCCUUUGCCACCCUUCCCAAGAGAUUCGCCAUCUCUCGCCCCAUCCCUGCCCAGGUUGAGCACAAAGACCUGCGUCGGAUCAAGGAGUAUCUGACCGAAGCGGUCAAGUCAUAUCCCCACCACCCACAGAUCCCCCUCAGCCGCACACCUGCUUGGGCUAAGCUGUGCACCAACUUCCAGAUGCAUAAAGACCCCAGGCAGGUCAACUUCCUCACCACCCAGGCAGAGGGCUUUCAGCACCUGGCCUCAACCCACACCAAACCCAUCCGGCCAGUCAUGGCCAUUAAGAAGAAACAGCUGGAGGAGAAGCUUCCUAUGACCACUCAUAAAGCUUCAUUCACCCCAUACAAUGUGUCUCACAUUGUCAAGGCCAAGGUCAAACACCUAGGGCGAGAACCCACCUUUAAAUGGGACAGGGAUGGCCAACACUUUGACUCCCACCACAACGAUGCAUUCCAGGGACAAUGGCACAGCCCACCUCAACCUGUGGAGAAGCGGAACCACAGAGAGCGGCCGGUGCAUUUCAGUGGAGCCAACGUGAGGACCAGGAGCAAUGUGGAGUUGGGCAGACCCAGUCUGGGAGGCCUGUUCUACAGCACCGCAGCCCAGGAAGACUACCCCAAGAGGGACAUAAAUCGAGCUAGGCCGCAUACCCAUCCCUCUGGCCAUGUGCUGACUGGCCAAGGAUUUGCAGAAGUCUACCGCCGUUUCAUUCGGGGUUACAGCACCCUGGCAGCCCCCCUCUCGGCACUCACUUCUUUCAAAGUACCAUUCAAAUGGUCUCCUGCUCUCAAAGCCUUUGUGGACCUGAAGCAUCGGUUCACAACAGCACCCAUCCUCAUCCAUUCGGACACGUCGCGUCAAUUUGUGGUUGAGGUGGAUGCAUCUGAUGUUGGAGUGGGGACCAUCCUGUCCCAGCGAUCUGCCCAGGACCAAAAGCUUCAUCCCUGUGCCUUCCUGUCCCAUCGUCUCAAUUCUGUAGAGAGGAACUAA
Messenger RNA from Salvelinus fontinalis (brook trout), 1218 nucleotides. RefSeq lists its product as uncharacterized. The record is from RefSeq and is a predicted model, not a curated record. Bases 88 to 1218 code for a protein of 376 amino acids. The transcript has 4 exons. NCBI's taxonomy places the organism in Eukaryota, Metazoa, Chordata, Actinopteri, Salmoniformes, Salmonidae.